Messenger RNA from Hyaloperonospora brassicae, 714 nucleotides. The record is from the annotation of a GenBank genome assembly. NCBI's taxonomy places the organism in Eukaryota, Oomycota, Peronosporomycetes, Peronosporales, Peronosporaceae.
AUGCCAACUCACCCGUGUGCAAAGAAUGCGGCCACGGCGAAGUCUCUGUCGUUGACCAUUGCUAACCGUCAGGCGACCAAGACGUAUCUUGCGCGUGUGCGCGGUCUGUUCGGGUAUGCUCGACCAGGCGGCCUAAGAGUGCUAGUGAGCAAAGCCAGAGCCACUUGUCCUGCUAGUGUGCUUACCUUCCCAGAGGGAGGACGCUAUCCGUCGGAGACCAUAGUGCGUCUCGUCCGCGCAGAUAAGUCAACGAGCCUUGUAAAGUGCAAGUCGGUCACAGGAAGAACGCACCAGAUCCGUCUGCACUUACAACUCAUUGGAUUCCCCAUUGCCAACGACCCUUGCUAUGGCGGAGAGCUGCAUUUUGGUGAAAGUGCAGAGCGCGUCGACGAGAUUGCAGCUGCCAAGCGCAGCAAAGCUGAUCUUCCGCCGAAAGACUCUGUGGACUACUCGACGCCGCGGAAGGAGAACGAGAGCGAAGAGGAGUUUAUGAGACGGACAUGUCCUUGCUGCUACAUUGGCGAAGCCGAAGCUUUUAAUGAGACACAGCUGCAUUGCUCAAAGAUUUGGCUACACGCUCUGCAGUAUCAGCUCAAUGGUCGCGUGUUUACCGCACCUGAACCCGGCCGCGCACCUGAGCUGGGCUGCUCCUCUGAGUACGGUCUAGACCAUUACUCGCUAUCGUCGUCUUGUGCACGCGCUGGACUCGCUUGA